Erigeron canadensis is the source of this 1564-nucleotide messenger RNA. RefSeq names its product BSD domain-containing protein 1. The coding region runs from base 102 to 1418 and encodes 438 amino acids. The record is from RefSeq and is a predicted model, not a curated record. The transcript has 2 exons. Lineage: Eukaryota; Viridiplantae; Streptophyta; Magnoliopsida; Asterales; Asteraceae. Gene Ontology annotation, cellular component: cytoplasm.
CCCCUUAAUUUACACGCAAUUCUUUCCUAAUUAUUUUUUUCAUAUUCAUAACAUAAGAAUAAUUUUUGAUUUUUUUCAAUCAAUUAAAUUAUAUAUUUCAAAUGAAUUUCUUCAAAUCUAUAUUAUUAGACAAUAAUGAUCCUGAGGUACAAAAUAUAGAUACAGAUAAUAAUAAUCAAUCUCCAAAUCAUCAAAAACCUGAAGAAGAAGAAGUUGAAAACACGAAGUUGCAUUCCGGUGAAGUUUCCGGCGGUGGCGGUGGAUUGUGGAGCUUUGGAGAUCUGGUGAAAACUAUAUCGACUAGAUCGGAAUCAGUACUUGAAACUUACCGGCGUGAUCUCAAGGAAUUCGGAUCCGGAUUGCGAAAAGAAUCCGAUUUGUUUCGUGAAGUUGCCAGCCGUGCUGUUAAGGAGCUGCCUGAAGUUGGAGCGUCGGCGAUUGACGGUGUUUUGAAGUCCACGGCAGAUGUUUUUCGAGAAACUUCUAAUGUUGAUGAUUCAGAUACUUUGGAAACAGUUCAGAAUUCAAGAGUGUACAGCCGUUUUGAUUCUCAACUGAAUGUAAUUCAAAGUGAUAUUAAGACUUACCGUGACGAUCCCGAGGAUGUGGAUGAGUAUAAUAAGUGGAAGAUAGGGUUUGUGUUGAGUGAUAAGGAAAGUGAAAUUGAGAAACUGAUUGGAGACAAUGGAAAUGUUGAAGGAAUUUAUAGAAAAGUUGUUCCAGAUGAGGUUGAUAGUGGAACAUUUUGGUGCCGGUAUUUUUAUAGGGUGUAUAAGCUUAAACAACAAGAGGACUUGAGGGCUAAUUUUGUGAGAAGAUCGCUUAACGUGGAUGAUGAGGAAGAAUUGAGUUGGGAUGUCGAUGACGAUGAAGAAGAAAGUGAUUUGCCUGAAACUGGAAAGAAACAUAGUUCUCUUGUUGCUGAUGAUGAUAUGGAGAAGAACAGUUAUGUUACUAUUGUUGACAAAAUUAAUUUAGAGGCGGCAAAACCAAGUGAUGGAAACGCAUCUGAUAUGAAAGUUGAGUCAGUGCCAAAAACCAUUGAAAAUCAUGAUAGUAUUGAAAUUACUGAUAAAGAUGAUCUUGAAGAGGAUGUAAAGAGGGAAACGGAUGUUGCUAGUGUUGAUAAGGACACCAAGGAUGACCUCAAACCAAGUGGUGGAAAUAUGUCUGAUGAAAAGGUUGAAUCAGUGACAAAAAUCGAGGAAAACCCCAAGACAUCAUCACAGGAGGAAGAAGAUCUUGAGUGGGAUGAAAUUGGGGAUAUUGGGGACAAUGAUGAAAAUAGCAUUUCACAUAGUGAAACCUCAAAGAAAGGUGACGUGUUUAAGCGGUUGAGUACUCCUCAAGAAGAUGAAGAUUUAAGCUGGGAUAUAGAAGAUGAUGAUGAGCCUGUGAAAGCUAAUAGCUGUAAGUAGUUCCUGUUUGUAUUCCAUUGCUUGUAAUCACUAAUAGAUUUGUUAUAAUUGUAUUUACACUAUCAUUGUUUUAUGGCAGCAUAAUUGAAACAUAAUCAGUUAUUUUGUUAUUUUUUUGAAAUUGAGUGAUCGGUUUUUGUUGAUAA